Messenger RNA from Lolium rigidum, 749 nucleotides. Its product is annotated as replication protein A 70 kDa DNA-binding subunit D-like. Gene Ontology annotation, cellular component: nucleus. Gene Ontology annotation, biological process: DNA repair; DNA recombination; DNA replication. The record is from RefSeq and is a predicted model, not a curated record. Lineage: Eukaryota; Viridiplantae; Streptophyta; Magnoliopsida; Poales; Poaceae. The annotation marks the transcript as partial. The transcript has 7 exons. Gene Ontology annotation, molecular function: DNA binding.
CACGUGUUGGAGCUCAGGAUUGCUUCACGGAUGUAUUGGGGCAGAUUGUGGGUGUUUCUAAGCUGGGUCAAGUUCACAUGUCAACUAACACAACUGCCACUCCUAAGCGGGUUAUUACUCUCAGAGAUGACAGGAACGCAGAGGUGAAGCUUGUACUCUGGGGACAGAGGGCUAUUGAGUUCGAUGCGGAGCUUGUGUUUGACAACGGCCAGAAUACCCCUGUUGUUGGAGUCUUUGUGGGUGUGCUUAUGAAAUCUUACAACAAUGAUGAGACGCUGAGUGGUGGAUCUGCAUGUAGAUGGUACUUGAACGAAGACAUUCCUGAGAUUGACUCUUACUUUGAAAGGCUAGGUGAUGACUUCGCUAAAGUUCAGUGGAUUUCUACCGGUACUGAAAAAUUUGCUGUGCCGCGCAAUAGAGGUGAUCUUCCACACAAGACAGUUGCUGAGCUUAGGGAAUUGGAUCCAUGGGAAACAGAGGCUACAGACUUCCUCUGUACUGUGACAAUUUCAAGCAUGGCACCUGAACAGGCAUGGUGGUUCCAUUCAUGCUCCAAGUGCCACCGAUCAGCCACCUCUUAUGGAUCAGAAUACAAAUGCAACGGAGGCUGUGUUUCGACAAAAGCUUAUCCAAAGUACCGUCUAUGCCUUGUUGGGACCGAUGGCACCGGUACUGCCGAGUUUGUGUUCUUCAACCGUGUUGCUCAGCAGCUGGUUGGAAAAACAGUGAUGUCUCUCUUAAGGUCCCCG